Molecule: messenger RNA, 990 nt
Organism: Canis lupus familiaris (dog)
Lineage: Eukaryota; Metazoa; Chordata; Mammalia; Carnivora; Canidae
Gene: OR7E153
Product: olfactory receptor family 7 subfamily E member 153
Exons: 1
Coding region: 1-990 (329 amino acids)
Biological process (GO): G protein-coupled receptor signaling pathway
Cellular component (GO): membrane
Molecular function (GO): olfactory receptor activity; G protein-coupled receptor activity
Source: RefSeq, a predicted model, not a curated record
AUGCUCAUUUACUUGUUUCACUUUUCCAACCCUUUUUUCUUUUUUGAAAGGUGUCUAGGCUACAAAGAACAAAACCUAACAAGUGUCUCAGAAUUCUUCCUCACCAGAUUCUCAGAUGAUCUAGAGCUGCAGCCUCUCUUCUUUGGGCUGUUCCUGUCCAUGUACCUGCUCACCGUGCUUGGGAAUCUGCUCAUCAUCCUGACUGUCAGCUCUGACUCUCACCUCCACACCCCCAUGUACUUCUUCCUCUCCAACCUGUCCUUGGCUGACAUCGGUUUCACCUCCACCACAGUCCCCAAGAUGAUCAUGGACAUCCAAACUCAGAGCAGAGUCAUCUCCUAUGUGGGUUGCCUGACUCAAAUGUCUUUUUUGAUCCUUUUUGGAUGUAUGGAUGGUAUGCUUCUGACUGUAAUGGCAUAUGACAGGUUUGUGGCCAUCUGUCACCCUCUACACUACUCAAUCAUCAUGAACCCCCGCCUCUGUGGCUUGUUGGUUUUGGUGUCUUUUUUGGUUAGCCUUUUGGACUCCCAGCUGCACAGUUUGAUUGUGUUACAACUUACCUGCUUCAAGGAUGUGGAAAUUUCUAAUUUUUUCUGCGAUCCUUCUCAACUCCUCAACCUUGCCUGUUCUGACACUUUCACCAAUAACAUAGUCAUGUAUUUUGUUGGUGCCAUCUCUGGCUUUCUUCCUAUUUCAGGGAUCUUUUUCUCUUACUAUAAAAUUGUUUCCUCCAUUCUGAGAGUCCCAUCCACAGGUGGGAGAUACAAAGCCUUCUCUACCUGUGGCUCCCACCUGUCAGUUGUUUGCUUAUUUUAUGGAACUGCUAUUGGAGUGUACCUUGGAUCAGCAUUGCUGCCUUCCCCCAGGAAGGAUAUAGUGGCCUCGGUGAUGUACACUGUGGUCACUCCCAUGCUGAAUCCCUUCAUUUACAGCCUGAGAAACAGGGACAUUAAGAGUGCCCUAUGGAGGUUCCUCAGAAGAACAGCCUAA